UUCCACGACCAGGUCUUGUUGAAGAACAUGACCUCCAUCGUCUUACCCAACGUGAUGGAUCCCGGCGCUUUCGAAACCGUUUUGGGUUCCGCCUACACCGGUCAUCUCACCAUGGCGCCUGAGGAGAUCGUUAACUUCUUGACGGUCGGCAGCGUCCUCCAGAUGUGGCACAUCGUUGACAAGUGCACCGAGCUCCUCAAAGAAGGUCGGGCCGCCUCGGCGCCGUCCGGACCUUCCUCUUCCUCCUCUUCUUCUUCUUCUUCCUCCUCCUCCUUGCGCGCCCAUUCCAGUCGUACCAGCGACAACCAGUCUCCCAGCAGCAGCAACUACUUCAGCCCCCGUGACGCGGAGGAAGGCAGCGAGGACGGCGAAGGCGGUCGACGUCCCCUCUACGUCCAACCGAGCAUCGUCCCUCAAAAACAAUGGGUCUACGUCAAACAGGAAUGGUUGCAGGAAGAUCUGGUCCUCACCUGCGAGGAAGACGAAGAUCCGGUGGAAGGACCGGCCCGAGGGACCGAAGGACCUUCUCGCGUCGCCGUCUCCCGUCCCGCCGCCCCCAAGCUGGAGGAACAAGUGAACUUCUGCGAAUCCUCCGAAGAUUUCCCGUCGCCCUACGAAACCUUGGAAGAUACCGGAGGUCCCGGUUCCUUCCCGCCCCGUUCCCUCCUUCCCAUGGACAUGCAAGGCAACCAAAUCUUGGUCUUCCCACCUCAAACUCCCGUAGAACACGGCGCCGUUCAACUCACCACGUCGUCGGCCGACGGCAACAAAAUUUUUAUGUGUCAUUGCGGCAAAGCUUUCUCCCACAAGAGCAUGAGGGACCGUCACGUCAACAUGCACCUCAACCUCCGUCCCUUCGACUGUCCCGUCUGCAACAAGAAGUUCAAGAUGAAGCACCACCUCACCGAACACAUGAAGACCCACACCGGCCUCAAGCCCUACCAGUGCGACGUCUGCGCCAAAAAAUUCAUGUGGCGCGACAGCUUCAUGCGUCACAAAGGUCAUUGCGAACGACGACACCGGUUGGCCGGGGUGUUGCCGGUCCCACCCGUUCUUACCGGGGUGGCCAAGAAGGAGCAAGG
Balearica regulorum gibbericeps (East African grey crowned-crane) is the source of this 1082-nucleotide messenger RNA. The record is from RefSeq and is a predicted model, not a curated record. NCBI's taxonomy places the organism in Eukaryota, Metazoa, Chordata, Aves, Gruiformes, Gruidae.